CCGUUCCGGUAACGUGGUGUCACAUGUUUUUCCGGGUUGAACUGACAGGAGCGAGGUGGAAACAACAUCAAUGCCAAAUACUAUACUUGCGUUAUUUAUUCAGCACUGAAGUUACUCAGCACACUAAUCAUGAUUCCGCUCAAUCUUGUUGUCGUCGGACUGAUGGCUUUUUGGUUGGAAUCGGGCACAGCGGCGGAGUGCACUUUGAUUCACAAGCAGUCGAAGGAAACCGCUGCUUACCUAAAACUGAAACCUCUUUUUGGUAGAAGGUAUAGUGUGAAAGAUGAUGAGUACUUGUACAGCGUGGGCAUUUGUACUAGUGGAAUGGAAAAUCCACCUGAUGCUGGCAGUACUGUAGCUGUGUGGCAGCAGAAGUUAGAUGAACACCGCAAUCCUUUAUCAGAUUCUAAGCCAGUGAAAAUCGGGCAAUACAACCAAACUGACAUCAAAGCAGGAAAAAACUGGGUCUACCUUGAAUACCUGGAAGGAGAAAAAUAUAACAGCCACUGUAAUAACGAAAAGCGGAAAGCUGUUAUUUUAAUCACCUGUGACCCAGAGGCAACAGAUAAUGCAAAUCCAUUGGAAAUAAUAGAAGAAAGCAAGAAUCGGACUGAAGGAUGCUACUAUUUAUUUGAACUAGCCCAUCCAGAAGUUUGUGAAGUUGAAACACAGAACAAAUCACUCAGCGUUGGAUCUAUUGUACUUAUUGUGUUUUCCUGUGUGGCAGCUGUGUAUCUUAUAGCUGGAGCACUUUACCAACGUUUUGUUCUUGGAGCAAAAGGCAUAGAGCAGAUUCCAAACUAUGAAUUCUGGAAAGAUUUUGGCAAUUUGCAAGCAGAUGGCUGUGAUUUUAUCUGUCGCUCGCAAAAUGGACGAAAGUCAACCCCUUACAAAGGUGUAGGAGAUGACCAGUUGGACGAUCCUGAUGAUCGAGAUGACAAUCUGUUGCCAAUGUAGACCAUACAUUUGCAUUUACAUUUGCAGUUGGUCUCACUUGUGAGCAUUCCAUGUGGAUUCAUUAUAUGUUUUCAUGUUGUAAUAUGAUUGAUCGCAAUCACCAUUUGAUCAUAUACCACCAUGACUACUAGUAUUUCAUAACAGCUAAAAUAAAGAUCUUUGAAACUUUCAUCCUGUGAAAGUAUAAAGAAAGGAAAGCUCCAUGCAACCUUCCCUUACUUGAGAGAGAUAAAUCAUUCUUUCCUCAUUAACAUGCACUAAGUGCCCUUUUAUUUCCUGUGCAUCUUGGCUUAAUCAUUGGUACUCUUCUGAGUAGAAAAUGCAAAUAGGGUUUCUUUUUCUUUGAGAUUUAAAAAGAAAACUGGAUCCACCUCCAGACCUUGAAGUAUCUUUAUCAAAAUAUAAAACAUUUUCUUAAUUGUAUGUUUUCAGAGAUAAAAUCUGUCAUCAAGAUUAUAAAUUAUCGUUAGUUCAAUGUUAUUUAAGCAAAGCUCAGUCACAGGCCUUGUGUGCAUUCCCUACUGUGACUUAAACAUAUUCUACAUACAUCAAAAAACAAACAGUAAAUAGCAAAGUCAUGACAUUAUUAUAUACAAAUUGAAGCAUUCACAUUAUUUUCUAUAGUAUUUUUCAUUUAUCUGCUUGCAGAUUAUAUAAAAUGAAAAAUAUUUAUAGAGAAAACAUAAAUGUGAUUUUUUAAAUUUGCAAUAAAAAUAAUAUAAAUAAAUAAUAGCAAAAGCCUGGUUUUAAAAUUAAAAGGUUCUUCAUAUCUUCAGUUGCUUUUAUCAAGUUUCCAUAAAAAAAAUAAUAAUACUAGGUACUUGUAAUGUGCAGCACCAGGACCAAGACAGAUCACACUCUCUGCGCAGACCAGUAAUAAUAAAUGAUGUAUGUCAGUUACCAAACAAACUUAAAAUUUCUGGUCUACAUGAUCUUGGUGUAAGAUGUUCAGUCCUCAGUAAAGCAAACCUGUGAUCACCUUAUCUGUGCAAUCAUUUAUUUUUCAGGAAGAAAACCAAGUAAAAAGAUUUUAAUUGCAUUUAAUAUUUUGGGUGCCUGAUAAUAGGAUGUUAUUACACCAUCCAAAGCAUUAAAAUUACUUUUCAGCAACAGUGAAAGAUUCGUAAAUAGGAAACAUGCUAAAACAACAAAUGCAUCUAAAGUUAAUUACAAAACUUGUAUAUAUAUAUAUAAUGGCAUACAGUGUAGGGCCAUUGAGCCACGGUCCAGUAAUCCAUGAAUUCGCGCCGCGCAAAAUGCUUGGAUUCCAAUUUUUUUACACUAUGGAUCAUACAGACCUGGACAUGGCCUCUCAAAUGCAGGAGACAGCUGUCAUUUUAGCAUUUCGAAUGUCCGUGAUUGACAUGCUAAUCACUGUUGCGGAUUAAAUAUUUAAAUGCUGGCUUAUAAUUGCAAAGAGGUAUUUAUAGAAGAUUAGUUUUUUAUUUAUCAACAAACAAUAAAAUAACUGACAAUGAAAUUCAAAUAUUAAUCUGUUUUAUCCAUGCUGAGUGUCAGCAUUGUGGAGGCUGCCAUUAUAACCGAUUCACACCUUACAAUACUACAAAGUUAAGAGAAAGGAUUGUGAUCAAUAUUUUUUCAUUAUUUAUUGUAUGUAUUAUAAAAAAUAUUUGAGCUGUGAUUAAGCAGUUUGGACUCCAAUCACCGCAGCUUAAUGGCCUUACACUGUAUAUUCAUUCAAGUGCUAGGUAAGCUGUAGCAGGAAUAAUCCUGGUUUUAUCAUUUUGUCUGAAUAUAGUAAUGUGUCAUAAUUUUGCGCAUUUACUUUUGCCACUCUGUACUCAAUUAUAGAAUGCAGACAGAAAUAGCUAAAAUAGGUUGUGUGGUUUUUUUUUUUGCAUAUUCUGAAAAUCAAUUUGGAAAAAAUAUGCAUUUGUCAUAUUUUUAAUGCUGGCAGUGUUGACUAGGUUAACAAUUUUUGAUUUUCAUGUCUAGUUUUUCUCUGUUCAUUUGUUAUUGCUUUUUUAUACUUAUAGUGCACACAGUUGAACAGUGUUUUUUGGUAAUAAUGUCUUGAUGCUUACAGUAUACCUGAGACAUUCCAGUUUACUCAGUUGCUAUAAUCUGCAUUAAACAUUUUUCCUUCCAGCCAAAUUAUUUAGGAGAAAAAUAUGGCUGCAAAGUAUAAUUUAAAAUCUGUAGAACAAAAUACAAAUCCGAACUAUUUCUAGUCAUAGAUUUAAGAUGACAAAGUUUCAGUUUUUGUAAAUAUCUGUGACAAUAUCAGUUGUCAAAGCAAUUUUAUAACCAUGGUAAACAUGUCGGAUAACUUCUUAUCUCUAAAUACUCUCCAGUUGUAUGCAAGCACAACAGUUAGCACCUGUCACCGAUACAGUGAGAAUUGGCGUCUUGGGCACGCAGUUCUUUCUCUGCUUGUUGUGGCAUCUGUUUACAGGGUUGGCUGCUUUGCCACAUACAUUAGUUGCUGGCUUGGUGUAAAAUGCCCUUUCCCAACCCAGUUUCAUGCCAACUAUUUACAAGUACUCAUUUAUGUGAAUCCCUUUUGACUGCUGCACAUCUGAUUUGCCUGGUGUGAGGAUGCCUCAAAUUGCACAUUAUACAAAUUUGUAUCAACUAAAUGACAAUUCAAUCAUAUUUUUCUCACAUUGGAAUGUAGUACUACUCAAUUUUUUCUUAUUCAUUUGUGUAAUUACAAUUAGAGUAUAUUACCAUUACAAUAUAUUUAGCCGUUUCAUAAGGAAUCUCUAGCUGAUAGCUAAUGGUAUACUUUACCAACGAUGAAGACCUCUCAGUGGAAACCAACAAAGUUGAGUGAAUUUUUUAGUACUUCUUAGCAAUCUUAUUUUCUGCUAUAGCAUCUCACGAUUUGUGCAGAACAGGUUUGUCUAGAAGGGUCAAUUCACCCCUUCCUCCCAGAAAAAGGUAAAGGAUCAUUUUUUCUGGUUGCAUUGGUUGUGGUAUUGGGUUUGUUGAAUGAUUAUUUUGCUGGACAUUUUACCUACUUUGCUCAAUCAACAGUUAACAAAAUGGAUGUUUUCACAUAGUUUGCUAAAUGGACUAUUGGCCUGUGGAAUAUUAACAAAAUGGAAGUUUUCCUACUUGCUGACUAGGCAUUUGUGUGUUCAUACACUUGUUGUAAUAUAGUCAUUUGUAUAAAGCAUCCAGCGAACUACAAAAUUUACUCAUGUUACAGAGACUUUGAUAAAGUUACCAGUUAUGUACAAAUUUGGUUGACCUCUGGCUCAUAUCACCAGUCUUGGAUAUUUGGGCUUUUUAACUCAUAGUUUAUGGUUACAGACAUUUGUUGCUGUCCUUUUUUAUUUGUCUUUGUGUCAGAGUUAUAACAGGCAAACAGACAAAAAACAAUGGAAGGGUAAGAGUAAUGACCAAUGGAUAAAGAAAAGUGGGAAGCAAUUAACUGCCUUUAAUCAGGUUUAGAGAUCAUUGAACAAAAUAACAUCAGUAGAUUUAUAAGGGUUUUGGCCACCUUCUCAUCACAUUGUAACAUUUUUAUGGUGAAGAAGAAUAUACAAGACAAAAUUUAGGCAGUUUUCAAGAGAAUUUAUGCUUGGCAAACAUUUCACAAAGUUUUACAUAUAUAUAUAUACACUGUCCUAACUAGUUAAUCUCACCACCAUCUGUCAAUGCAAAAGGCAAUGGUGGCAACAUAGAGGGUGUAUUAUCCAUAAGAGUAUGGAAAUUCUGAAAAAGAACCAUAGUAAAUUUUGAACUUGUGUCAGCAGGAAUGUAAGAACUUAAAUGAACCCUUUUUUUUUCAUUUUGUAAAUUGUAGCACCAGUCAAAAUGAUAGCAUAAAUGUAGGGUAGACUUCUGCAUGGGUUUGCUUUCCUUGCAAAGGUUUGAGAUGUUGGUAAGACCACAUUUACUAGAAUACUUGUGCUUGUUUGGACUCAUGCAAUAUUACAACACAGUUGCCCCUGUACAUAUUUUUGUGGAAUAAUUAUAGGGACCUUUAAAGGGAAGGCAUGUUCUGAUUCGUUUUUGAGGUUGGUCUCGUGUCUAACCUGCAGUGGUUCAUGUUCUGCUUUGAAGAGUUUAGCGUACAACACUUAUCCUGUAUGUUUUUUACAGAAAAAAAUUGCUGUUUUGAAUGCAGUUUUCAUAUUUCAGAGUAAACUAAUCCACAGCA
Messenger RNA from Pomacea canaliculata, 5089 nucleotides. RefSeq names its product cation-dependent mannose-6-phosphate receptor-like. NCBI's taxonomy places the organism in Eukaryota, Metazoa, Mollusca, Gastropoda, Architaenioglossa, Ampullariidae. Gene Ontology annotation, molecular function: protein domain specific binding. The record is from RefSeq and is a predicted model, not a curated record. The transcript is spliced from 6 exons. Bases 130 to 957 code for a protein of 275 amino acids. Gene Ontology annotation, cellular component: endosome; trans-Golgi network; Golgi apparatus. Gene Ontology annotation, biological process: protein targeting to lysosome.